Molecule: messenger RNA, 5441 nt
Organism: Sardina pilchardus (European sardine)
Lineage: Eukaryota; Metazoa; Chordata; Actinopteri; Clupeiformes; Clupeidae
Gene: dnajc5ab
Product: DnaJ (Hsp40) homolog, subfamily C, member 5ab
Exons: 5
Coding region: 442-1041 (199 amino acids)
Biological process (GO): regulation of synaptic vesicle cycle
Cellular component (GO): presynapse; intracellular membrane-bounded organelle; membrane
Source: RefSeq, a predicted model, not a curated record
UUUGUGUGCCGGCCCUCAGCUGAUGGCGGUUUUGAAGUUUACUGGCGUCCCAUGACAUCCAUUGCAACACAGAAAGCCUAGUUUGGACUGUGUGCUGUGUGUGGCUCACCUUUAGUUCAGAUUAUCCUUUUACUCACUCUCUCUCUCUCACACACUUUCUCUCUCUCUCUUUCAUUCUCUCUCUCUUUCACUCUCACUCUCUCUUUCUCUCUUUUUCACUCUCUCUCAAGCACUUCUCAGCCACUCGGCUCCUCUCUCCUGCCUCAUUCUGUAGUGUGUGUUAGAUUUGUAUUUGUGGUGACUGGCUGUCAAGGAACAUUAUUGCUUUCCACCUAACAGCCACGAUCAGCCCAGCACAGCCUGUCCAUUUGAGAAACGAGACUGGGCUGACCAGAACUGCCUGAGCUCUGUGGCUGUGGUAGGGGCGUGAGAGAGUGAGUGAUGGCGGACCAGCAGAAGCAGCGCUCCCUCUCCACAUCGGGCGAGUCUCUCUACAUUGUGCUCGGCGUCGACAAAAACGCUGCACCUGAAGACAUCAAGAAGUCAUACAGGAAAUUAGCGCUAAAGUACCACCCUGAUAAGAACCCAGACAAUCCAGAUGCGGCAGACAAGUUCAAGGAGAUCAACAACGCCCACGCCAUCCUCAGCGAUGUCACCAAGCGCAACAUCUACAACCAGUAUGGGUCACUAGGACUCUACGUGGCCGAGCAGUUUGGCGAGGAGAAUGUCAACACCUACUUUGUGCUCUCCAGUUGGUGGGCCAAGGCCUUGUUCCUCUUCUGCGGCGUGGCCACGGGCUGCUACUGCUGCUGCUGCCUCUGCUGCUGCUGUAACUGCUGCUGUGGCAAGUGCAAACCCCGGCCCCCGAGUGACCAGGAGCCCGAGUUCUUCGUCUCGCCCGAGGACCUGGAGGCCCAGAUGCAGGAGGACAGAGAUGGCACCAGCCCCAUCGUGAUGCAGCCCUCCUCUGCCACGGAAACGACCCAGUUGACCUCCGACAGCCACCACUCCAGCUACCGGACCGACACGGGCUACAACUAGCACCAGUCUAGAACCUUUACCCUGGCCUUCUACUCCCACUAACUCCCACUCCCGCCCCCCACUGCCUCCGCCACCCUUAAACCCACUUCCCCAACCCGGGACGAGCCACCAUGCUGGGGCUUCUGGAAGAGGAGCAGCCCAAUCAGACACUGGAAAUGAUGCGCUGAGCGAGUGACGGAGAAGAGAGAGAGAGAGAGAGAGAGAGAGAGAGACUGAGCGUGAGGAUGCCAAGUAGUCUUCAUCUGCUUCCCGCACUGACAGCAACACAUAUCAGCGCCUUUUUUGGAAGGCAGAAAAAGGAGAGAGGUUUUUGUUGUUGUUGUUGUUGUUUUUGUCUCUUUUUUUUGUUUUUGCCUUUUACCUCCUGUCGUUCCAGAUUCUGCUGUCAUCCCUCUACCACCCAUUCAGCACACACAUAUACACACACACACACACACACACACACAUACAUAACUCUCACAUGCACACACUCACUAUGAUUUUAGAUUGUAGCAUUUAAUUUGCAAAUUAAGCUUGUGUUUUUAAUAUUUAUGUUUUAUCCUUUUACUAUGUCAGUAUUGUUAGGUGGUUCUUGUACUGUUCAUUUCCAUAUAGCUCUUCAUGGAGCCUCAGCACUCCAUGUGAGAGAGAUGUUUGUCUUGUCAGCAGUGCAUAACCUGCACGUGUAGCGCUUCCUUUAACCUAGUAUAAUGUAUGUUCUCCAUGAAGCCAGAAAGUCCAGCAGGGACUGAUUCUAAUGAGCAUUAUAAUGAUUACAUUCAAUUACUAAAGACUAUUAAUUAUGAAGAUGUGACCCAAUUACUACAUUGUUGAUCAACACUCCAGAUUGCACCUCUCACACAGACGACAAAUUCUGCAAGUAGAGUUUGCGUCAUUAUUGGGUCUUUACUUGGUUCUUUCAUGACCAUACUAACAUACACUCAAAUAAAAUGAACCCUGGCUUCUCAUUUGGUAUAUUUUCAUUUUGGAAAAAUAAUGUGGAUAAUUCUUUAGACUUGUAUUACAGAGUGUGAUUGUGAGUGUGUGUGCGCGUGCGCACACACACACAGCCUCCCUUUACUAGUCCUAAAAUUUGAUGCUUCAGUUGACCUGUCAUUUCUCUUGGCACAUACCUGUAAUAGAGAUGAGAUAUGAAGUAAUACAGUAAAUCUCAAGCUUGACACGUCCAGGAGCACUUGUUGUUUGCGCAGUAGUCAUAUUGUUGUGUAGGAAUGAGAUAUUCAGCCGUUCAGAGCGGUUAUUCACCUAAUGUGGACUGAUCAUCAUAUUGCCAUACUCACUCACUCACACAAAUCAACUAGUCCUAGCCAAAAGGAGCUGAGCUGAUUAUACUUUGCUGUCAGUGAGUAACAAAAAAGCCAAAACGACAGCGGUUGCUCAGGAUGACCUUUGCCAGUCCGUGUUAGCCAAGCUUGCCAGUCUUCUAGCCACCACCCAUCCUAUUCCCUUGAACACACACAUGCACACACACAUACAAAGACUACUGCUUGUAGAUCCUCUCUGUAUUAACUUCAUACGUGCAUCCACUUUCAACCCCUGUGUGCAGGUUACACUGUAGGUUUGGUGUGCUGUUGGAAUCUGGAGCUGUUGUACCAACCAAGACACACUACUAUUCCAGUGUAAGUGGGAUAGGCAGGGAUGGCAUAUGGUGUUGAGCUGGGGGAUGUAGGAGCGAGGUUGGAAUCUAAAGCGUGCAUGAGUAUUGUGUUCUUCCUUAUGUGUCUCCUGGCUUGGACUCUACAGCACAAACACCAUGAAAGGGUGAGGCAUUUGGUGUGGCUUGCAGUUGUUGUUGCCUUCCCUGCUGAAGUUGCAGUCAGUUCUGUUGCAGUCAAGCCUACACUGCUAACACGUUAGUCACACUGCUCAUGUGUGCUUUGUGACUCCUUCGGUUUUACCAGAGUGCAUAUUUGUUCAAAACUGUUGUGACUGACCAAAGUUUGCUGAUGCGGUUUCCUACCAGCACUGAGGCUACUGUGGCGUUGACCGUCUACUAGAGUUAGUAGAGUAAAAUGGAAACGAUGAGCUUGGAAUCAGUUAGAGUGAGAAGCACAUUUGCAAUGCUGACAUGCCAAAUCAUGGGCUUUCCACAGAUUUAACGGCAACAUGAUCUGUGCAUGAGGUGUGCAACUGAUAACCUGUCUGUUGCUGUGCUUCGGCAUGUGGCAACUCCUGAGGUCGUCCCCAGUUGGGCUGCAGCGUGAGGCUGACUCUGAUGAUGCAAGAGAGGAUGACAACGAUGUCACUGAAGGAAGCCUGUGCUUGCUUCACACCUGUUGCCAUGCCAACAGGUGCUUCUCGGUUGCCAUGCGAACAAGCGCUUCCCUUCAGAUUCUGCUGGAGAACAUGUUGCCUUCCAACAAACCCACAAAAGGUGGCCUCCGGCUCAUCUAUGCAUGUGUGACUAACAGAUCGCUGCUGCAGGCUGGAGGCGGGGAUGCCAGUGGUGAUUUGCCGGUUAUGGUGGCGGUAACUGUUGUCUUCUCUUCCAGAGUGUUCUCUUUAUGACUGAUCGGCCAUUCCAAAGGUGUGAACUGCCAUCACAUCCAUGAGCUUGAUAUUGGAUUCAUCUGUUCAGUGGGCUUAUUUGGAUGAACUCGCUGUAAAAGAAAAAAGUAGAUUUAUUGGGCUUAAUCUCACUGGACCUGUCGUUAGGAUCGCUGUCAGACUUACUUGUUGCAUUCAGUAUCUGAUCCUCUUGAUCCUUCCUGUUGUGUUUUUACCUUUCUGUUAACUAGUUUAGAGUUGACUGAAUACUAAGCCACAUUUGAAUGACGAUGCCCAUGGAUUUGCACUGUUUUUAUUUAUGUUGCUAGUUUCUUUCUGUCCUGUUGCUUCUGUUGUUUCAGUAUAGUUGUGUGUAGCAGACCUAACAUACUUUGACAAAAAGUAUGUUUGUGUGUGUGUGUGUGUGUGUGUGUGUGUGUGUGCUGAAAAGGGUGUUCCUCAACAAGUGUUGGAAUGCAGAUAUUGAUCAGUAUUGCGGCUUAUACUGUGCCCAUGUCCUAUGCCCUCAACUUCCAUAACCCCUGGUACUCUUCGUCUUUCCUCUUCCUCACUGCCCUCAGAUCUCUCAUGCUCUUUUUGACUUGAUAAAGCAAAAGUAUUUACAGUAGCCUCAACUUCCUCCAAAGCAGUUAAUUGGGGGAUACAGAAAAUAAUGAAGGAGAGCGGAAAUAGUGAAAGAUUUAUUUUUUAGGCACAUUACAAUUGCCACGGUCAGAUUUCGUUACUAUGGGUGUGUGAGUUAGGUAUGCUUGUUGUGUGUGUGUGUCUGAAUGUAUAUCUGUGUGUGCCGGGUGUGGAGGGCGAUGGGGGUCAAGCCUUUUUUCGAGGAACCCCUAUUCCAGUUGGAACUGUACUGAUCCAUUCCCUGUGCGCUGUAAAAGCUCACAAUGGGACACUCUUAACACCCGUUAUGACCAUGAGUAUGUUUCCUAUGUGGACUGUGGAGGGUAGCGGUGUGUGUCCAUCUCUAAUAUUUAUCUUUUCAAAUGUAACUUACUUGUCAUAUUUGUUUUAGAUCCAAGGUCUGUCUGUGUGAGUGUGUGAGUUUUGAUUCCAUGACCCACAGUGUUUCCUAUAUUUUCCUUUAGUUGUAAAAUGAUUUAUGUUAUCUGUGUGAGUGCUGAAAGUAAAUAUAGGCUACUGACAAUCAGUGAAGCCAGGAAUGGUAGAUAAUGUCUAUAGGGAUACAGAACUUUUGUGUUUUUGUUUUUCGAAGUGAUCUGAUAAGAAUCAUACUACCAUAGUACUCCCUAAUCUGUUUUAUUUUGCAUAAUUCAAUUUUGAUUAAUAAUACUGCAAACAUCUCUGCUUUUGUUAUAGUUUUAGACUAGAAUCUUGCAAUUAUAGAUUUAAAAAGUGGUAGUAUAUUUUGAUUUUCUGGCAUUACGUUGACAAGGGAAGUUUUAGCUGUGACCUUUCUGUGUCCUGUUUUGUGUUUUUAGCAGAACCAAAAGAGUCUCCUUUUUUAUUUUAAUGUGAUCUGGAUCUCUGUGGAUCGAUGUCUUCUGGUUUAGUUGCUUGUGUUGCCUGUGACAAACCGACAUAUCCUUGUCUCUAUGGUGACCUUUUGACCUGAAAAUAAAGGCAAAUUGUCAGUGUGGACAUCUAUACCAAAACUAGUCAAAAUGAACCAAACAGUAAAACACAACACAAUACAAGUACAACUUUAUAAUUAAUGAAGUUAUAUAAUGCAAUUUUAUUUAUUCUGUUUUUCUUAUGGUUUUAAUGAAGUACCGUAGUCCAAAUAGUGUGCAUGUAGAUUUUGGGAAGAUGCUAGAUUGAUCAAGAUCCUCAUACUCAAUGACUUUGUCAGUUGUAUGUAUUGUAUCUUGAGAGAAAGCAGACAUUUCAUUCUGUUUUGCUGUUGUUAAAAUAAAUGUUUCUGAAAUUAA